GGGCGGGCAGCGGCAGUGCGCAGAGCGGUAUCGCGCGAGGGCCGGGCCCCGCCGGGGACGCAGAGUGCCAGCAUGGCUCUGGAUUUCCUUGCUGGAUGCGUCGGAGGUGCUGCAGGAGUACUGGUAGGACACCCGUUUGACACUGUUAAGGUUCGUCUGCAAGUUCAAAAUGUAGAGAAACCUCUCUACCGUGGGACUUUCCAUUGCUUUCAAUCCAUCAUAAAACAAGAAUCUGCUUUUGGACUCUAUAAAGGUAUUGGGUCACCAAUGAUGGGACUAACCUUCAUUAACGCGCUUGUGUUUGGUGUACAAGGAAACACACUUCGUGCUCUUGGAAAAGACACUCCUCUAAACCAGUUCCUUGCAGGGUCAGCAGCAGGGGCUAUCCAGUGUAUCAUCUGCUGUCCCAUGGAGUUGGCAAAGACAAGAAUGCAGCUUCAAGGAACAGGUGAAUAUAAACUAAAAACAAAGAACUACAAAAAUUCUCUGGAUUGUUUGAUCAAAAUCUAUCAAAAGGAAGGGCUAAGGGGUAUCAACAGGGGCAUGGUCUCCACAUUCAUAAGAGAGACUCCAAGCUUUGGCUUUUACUUCCUGACCUAUGACUUAAUGACCAGGUAUUUAGGCUGUGAAGCUGAAGACAGUUAUGUUAUUCCAAAACUGCUGUUUUCUGGAGGGAUAUCAGGAAUAGUAUCCUGGCUCUCAACCUAUCCCAUGGAUGUGAUCAAAUCCCGACUUCAGGCUGAUGGAGUUGGAGGCGUUACACAAUACAAUGGCAUUUUAGACUGUGUCAGAAAGAGUUACCACGAAGAAGGCUGGAGGGUGUUCACAAGAGGUCUUACUUCCACACUUCUCCGUGCUUUUCCUGUCAAUGCAGCUACCUUUGCUACCGUCACUGUGUUCCUAAUGUAUAUGAGGUCAGAAGACAAUCUUCAUGAAUGUGAACCAGGUCCAGUAAUACAGCAGCCUUCUAGUUUGUGAACCUUAUCUGUUUGUUCUCCUGAUCCAAAGCCUGGCUGCUUGGGAUUUUUGAGUUUUAACAUGAUCCGCACAAGUGGUGUGAACAUAUACUAUCUGUAUAAAGAAUUCUUAAGUGUCAAGUUAGGAUUUCAUCUCAUUACUUGUAUAAAAUGCAUACUGCCUUAUUACGGACUUCAUAUCUAGUAGUAUGCAAGUAAGAUGGGAACCUGCUGCCUUAUUAAGGACUUUGUAUCUAGUAGUAUGCAAGUAAUAUGGGAACCUGUCUUUAGAAAGUCCUGCAACAGUCACUGUUGCAGCUCCAGAUUUGGGUCUGAAGAAUGCUGUAGUACCAGAAAUCAGGUUUUCUUCCACUCAUGUUCUGAAUGAGUUGAAUGUGGAAAUGUUUUCAGAAAAUAAAUGCUGGUUUUGUAUGUGACAGGAAUAAGUAUAGUCCUCUAAGAUGAAGUGUGGGGAGAAAUGAAAUGUUGGAGGCAUUUUGCAGGUAACCCUGGACUGUUUAAGACAUAAACUAGCAUUCAGCUAGCCAUGUGUUUUACUUUUCUUCUGCCUUUAUAUGUCAGUAUUUUAGUAGCAACUUUGUUCAUACUGGUUUGCUGAAAAAAAAAAAACAAAAAACCCAAACCCAAAAACCCACCAAAAAGUUAUUUGUUCCUAAGCCACUCCCUUACCUUUCAGCUUUUAAUAAGUAUCUUAAGCACAAAGUUAUCAUCUGCAAUCAUAUGCACUUGUUCCUUUAACUCUCAAGACUUGUAAAGGUUUAGGGAAACUCAAAUCUAGCAACACUGAUGCUAUUUGCCUUCACCUCUAUUUCUUGUUUGGCAGUGCACAGAUUCCAUUGACACAGAUUCAGCACAAGUAGACUUUGUUCUCCAAAGUUAAUGCAACUUUGCCCUCCUUCUCCCAAUAUGCCCCAUAGCAGCCAGUGAUGUACAGAAAUCGAAGUCCUACCUGUGGUAUUGCACAAACGUUUGUGGGUGCAAUGCUAGCUUAGCAGCUUGAUGUACAGCAGAAAUAUGUACAUGUUUAGAACUGGAGGUUUUAUACCUUCCCAGAAAACAGGGGUGCAAGCACCCGAAAUUGUUGAUGUUCAAUACACUUGUAUUAUGAAUUUAAACAACGCCGAUUUUUAUGUAUUUAGUUACAGUGCUACUGGAUAGAAGCCUGAAUAGAAUUUGGAGAAUUUUCUUGUUACAUUAACCUGCUGUGAUUUCUUUUUCUUUAGCAGUCUGCUCAAGAGGGACUGAAUUAGUUCAAAGAUCUAUAAACAGUUAAAGAUUUAAACUACACAUAUUUAGCACAAAUAGUCAGGAGGAAGGAGUGCAUGUGUGUGAGGAAUAUUCUGAAACAUAAACUAGUUCAGUAAAUAUAAUUUGUUACCCUUUUGGUUGGGACAAGUGCAAUAUGUGUUUAAUUUAUGUGAAUUUUUCUGAAGAAACCUUAUUUCAUAGCAUUUUGCACUGUAACAAAAUAUGCUGGAGAAACCUGUAAAACUGGUAUGUCUUUUUAUACCUUGGAGGUAUGUUGGAUGUUUUAGUGCCUACUUGCACUGAGAUUCAAAUUGAAUGUUAAAUCUCUCUACUAAGCUGCAUAUGCACAACAACUCACAACAAAGACCAUUUACACCUUUGUACUGUAAUUACUGUAUAUAAAAUCGAGGGAAUAAAUUUUUAAAAAAAUUUGA
Neopsephotus bourkii (Bourke's parrot) is the source of this 2659-nucleotide messenger RNA. RefSeq names its product solute carrier family 25 member 29 (gene SLC25A29). Gene Ontology annotation, cellular component: mitochondrion. The transcript is spliced from 4 exons. Gene Ontology annotation, biological process: mitochondrial L-ornithine transmembrane transport. Gene Ontology annotation, molecular function: high-affinity L-arginine transmembrane transporter activity. The record is from RefSeq and is a predicted model, not a curated record. Bases 73 to 978 code for a protein of 301 amino acids. NCBI's taxonomy places the organism in Eukaryota, Metazoa, Chordata, Aves, Psittaciformes, Psittacidae.